Messenger RNA from Dermacentor silvarum, 420 nucleotides. RefSeq lists its product as uncharacterized. The coding region runs from base 13 to 411 and encodes 132 amino acids. Gene Ontology annotation, molecular function: serine-type endopeptidase inhibitor activity. The record is from RefSeq and is a predicted model, not a curated record. NCBI's taxonomy places the organism in Eukaryota, Metazoa, Arthropoda, Arachnida, Ixodida, Ixodidae. The transcript is spliced from 2 exons.
UGCAGCCAACCGAUGUACUUUCGCUGCCUCAACGGCUCGGACUACGAUCGUGGCGAGUGGAUCUUCGUCCAGCGGGGAAGAGACUCGCCUCAGCCGGGCCAGGGCUCGUGCCGACGCUGGCAGCCAGACAGGGUCUGCGCCCGGGACUCGCCGGCGCACUUCCGCAAACGCCGGGACUGUGUACAGACCUGCGAGGUGCGCAGGGACAAGCGCUGCCUGGCGCUGGUCACGGAGCAAUUCCUACGGCCCUGCUCCGAGUCGUCGCACGACAGCCCGCGCCGGUUCUGGUACUACGACCGCGUGCAGCGCGUCUGUGCCCGGUGGGCGCCCGCCAUCACGUGCGCUUACAACGCCUUCCGCUCGAUUGGCCAGUGCAAGAUACUCUGCAUGCUGCCGCACCACGGUGACUAAUGGCGCUGU